UAAAACUAUUGGAAAACAUCAGUGAAAAUUUAAAACUCUGGAAUAUAAAAGCGAAGCGGAUUUUUCUUUAGAUACGAAAUAGCUAAUACAAAUUAUGACUAAGCACUCGGAAAAGAAAAGAAGCAUGAUUCAAAACGAAAUUUCUGACAUAAAUGUUGCCGAGUACAUAAAGCCAAAAUUUACUUUGUAUCCGGAACUUUUAAUCCCGGAUGGAAGUGAGUCUCGCUCGGAGCCAAGUUCUAGAACAUGUUCCUUUAAAGACAGGACGAGACACAAAAGUUUAAUAGAAUCAGAGGAUUUGCGGCGUAGAAACAGUUUACCUAUUUCAACAGAAAAUUUACUCUCAGUAUCUUAUAAUGACUUAAGAGAUGCCUACAAACGGCCUGUCAAACGGGUAAGGUCAUUCAAAAUGACCUCUAAAGGACAUAUAAAUGGACAUGAUCUGAAUAAAAACUCUAGAAGAUCAUCUGUAAAUCCUUCUUUCAUAGAAAAAGACUUAAAACGACAAAGAUUUCCUAGUGACAAUUCAGACGAUAGUGCUAUCACAUGUAGUUGUUCAUCUUCUUGUUCCAGUGGAUAUUACAGAGUACUAAUAAUAGGAGCUAACGGUGUCGGGAAAACAACCCUAGCUAAACGAUUUAUGACCUCUGAAUUCAUGUCGUCAUUUGAAAUUGGAAAUGAUGAUGACGAUGAUAAAAUGUUAUCAGUAUUAGUAGAUGAUGAAGAAUCAACCAUGGAAUUUAUUGACCACUCCGAACACGAGGAAGACCUGGACAGAUUUCCUGUAGAUGCCUAUAUAGUUGCAUUCUCCGUCCACGACAGUGAUUCCUUUGAAGUUGCCAAACAGUACUUACAAAACAUACGAUAUGAACUGUUCAGUGACAGAGCUAUCAUACUAGUGGCCAAUAAAGUAGAUCUGGUACGAAAACGACAGAUAUCAACUGAAGAAGCCAGACAAAUCGCCAAAGACUACGAUUGCAAAUAUAUAGAAACGUCAGCAGCUCUUAAUCAUAAAGUCGAUGAACUGUUAGUGGGAUUAUUGAAACAAAUAAAGCUCAAACUGAACCCAGAGGCAAUAGAAAAGGCUACUGCUAAUAUGAUUGCUCAAGAUCAAUUGGAAAAACCUUCUUCGGGAAAAGGUCCGAAAAAGUUAUUGAAUAAAUUGUUUAGAAAAGGCUCAAAGACAAGAUCAACUUGUGACAAUUUGUUCGAGCUGUGACGAAACAAUUGUACUUAAUUAACAUUAACUGAUAAUGUUCUUUAACACAUCAGGCAACCAAAGCAGUGACCCGAAAUCAUAGCAUUAUUUGCUUUCUAAAAUGUCUUUUCUUAUCCUAACAACUACAGACAUAUAGAAACAAAAAAGCAGACGUAUAAUAUCUAACAACACCAAGCUAAACUGCUAUAAAACAAUUGAAAUGAAAUUUGAAAUAGAACAACACAAUCAAGAUGCUUUGGUUUACGUGUCCAUUCAACUUGAUUUGGUGAAAAAAUACUCGAUCUCGUGCAGCGGAUCUCGUAAAUGAUAUACUGUUGCCGUUGUCUGAAAACUAUAUUUGAUAAACAAUUCUCUUAAAUAUUUCUUGAUUUAAAAAUGUAAGAAUGACGCAAGUCAAGAGAUUGUUGAUUUUUUAACAAUCAAAGUAAUAGUUAAUAAUACGUUGUUUUUUGCUAUUUGCUGCAAUAUAAGUGCCAAAGUAUGCAUUCCACAAGUAAUAUUGCCAAUAUUUCAAUCCAUAAAAAUGAAGUGCCUAAAAGUUUUUGCAAUAUUGUAUUAUAUUUCUUUCGUGUCAUGCAACCCAAUGUUUAAUGUUUACUUUUCUCCUAAAGAAAUAAUCAAAAAGAAGUAAGUUUGAAUACAUAUAAUGAUAAGCUUAAAAUCUUAAUUUGCUUGCACAAGACUCUUAAUGCAUUAUAGAGAAAUAAUUUUCAUUAUGUAUACAGUGAUAUUAUAAUCAAAAGAAGAAAAAAUGUAUUCGAUUUUUUAAACAGUACAAUAUGAUCAUAUCAGGUAUUACAUUUGAACACCAUUCUUUUGACGGAAUAAACAUAGAGAAACCAAGAAAGUGGAAAAAAGGGGGUUAAAAGAAAAUCUUGCUCAUAUAAUUGGUUCAAAUGACACAAUUAGAAUGUGACGCUAAUCUGAAGAGCAAAGAGUGACAGUGAUAUUGUCACUUAGUACAAUCUUGAGCAAUACUAGUAUUUUGUGCGCAAUUUUAUAAAAUAUAUUAUAUGAAUUUUAAUGGUUUAGAAUUCUCGUUAUUUAGAUGUUGGUAAUAUAGAUACCAUUAGUACAGAUUAAGAGUUCAUUAAUAUUGAUUGCUUGACGUUUACCACAGUUGGCAUAUAUUGAUUGAUGGUUGUUUAUUUGUUGAAUAUAAUGUGAUACCAUUCCGUUGAAGAUAUAAUAACUUUUGUAUAUGUUUUGUAUAUAAAUAAAUGUAUAUAUAUAUAUAUUUGCAUUGUUACAGUGUUGAAUAUACUUUUGUAGAAAAGUAAAUAAAUAUAAUAAUAGUAUAA
Molecule: messenger RNA, 2520 nt
Organism: Mytilus californianus (California mussel)
Lineage: Eukaryota; Metazoa; Mollusca; Bivalvia; Mytilida; Mytilidae
Product: GTP-binding protein Rit2-like
Exons: 4
Coding region: 95-1219 (374 amino acids)
Cellular component (GO): plasma membrane
Molecular function (GO): GTP binding; GTPase activity; calcium channel regulator activity
Source: RefSeq, a predicted model, not a curated record